AUGGGUGCACCUUUAUCACCUGGAUCCUCUGUGUACCUGAGACAUAGGGAAAAGAACACAGACAGCUUUAAUAAUGAGCUUAACCAUACCAGAAGACUGAUUGGCAGUGUAAAGCAGGGACGGAGAUAUUUCCACAUACUACAUCAAGAAGAGGAGGCAAAAAAAAUAGAAGUACAAGAGAACCACCCACAGCUGCAUGAAAGGAACAAGACGGAGCCAAGGCCAUUCAGAGACUCGGAUAGGGAUAGUUCUGCAGAUGAAGAAGAAAUCAGUAUAUCAGCUCAUAAAACAAGGUUCUUUCUCACAGAACCUGAAGAGCAGCAGAAAAAACAGAAGAGAUCAAUGAGCCGUCCAUUUACUCCUAUGCACAACUGUCUCCUUUCCAAGCAUGUCCCUGAAGCAGACCCGGAAUCUCUCUUCCGUCAGCUCUGUGCCCUCCAUUGGCUCUUAGAAUCUUUAUCAGAGCAGUCUGGUCUCAUGCGACCUAUAUCCACCUGCUGGAAUAUAAGAGAUCCUGGUGGCUGUAAAACUUCAUUGAAAAGAAUCAAUAGAGAAAAAGAAGUAGAAAUGAAGUGGGAGCAGUUUAUAACACCGGGGAAGGGUAAAAGGCAAGGUCAGAGAUUUAUCCGCGGUCACUUACAACGAGCACGAAAAUUAUCAUUCCUCAGCAUCUCUCGCUUUAGUGGGCUUUCAUCAGCUGUCACACCAACCAUGGGCAGCGUCUCCUCCCUUUUACCAAGCUCAGAGGAGAUGCCAGCAUCCUCAGAUGGUCCUCAAGAUGGUGGGGAGGAUAUAGAAUCUACUGUUAAUAGUUCUGUUCACACUACGGGCAAAGUGAGCAAAGAUGAAGAGGAAGAACCUCUGUCUGAAUAUAUGCAGACCUUGCUGAAAAUGAUUGGUGCGAGUGUGAGUAAGGAAUUGGAUGAAGAAGAAAGUCAAUCCAAGUACAAGUUAAAAAGUGAUAUAUCUUCGUCUGAGAUCAAGGAAAGAGUGACAAAAGAUGAUCACGUUAUUCCCAAAAGCAUCACCCAGAGACCAAAAAGUUCCCCUGCUUCAGUGAUGUCUGCCACGAGCCUCUUCAUUAAGAAAAAAAGUAACAUGCCCUCAGAGAUGAGGGAGCUGUUCUUUGAGAUUGCUGAUGAAGCAGACAUGUACCUACAUGAUAAGGUGGAGGACAUGGAAAGGAGACGUCAAGAAUUCAACACCCAAAAAUAUCGAUCUCUGGAUGCAAUCAGCAAUUUUCGCCAAGAUAUGGAAAAAAUGAGAAAAGCUUACUGUCAAGUUAAAGAAAAGAAAGAUUACACGGACAUGAAAAACUGGUUUGUAGUUUUAAAGUCUAGGAUUCCAGAAGACAUAAAGAAUAACCAGAAGAUCAAAAAGAUUUUAGAAAAGCUUGAGAAGUUAGAAGAAAAGCAGUUUGUCAGAAUACGCCCCAACACCUUCCUGAAGGUGCUGGCUGGACUACGUCAUUGGGAACUGUGUUCUCCUGACAUAUCUGUGGCUAUAGAGUUUGUAAGGGAACAUUUGGUGCAGAUGCCAUUAGCGGAUUACACAGCUUGGCUCCAGACAAGACUUGCUUCUUCGUCAUCCAAUAGAGUCCAGAGUGCACCUCCACAGAGAUGACCACUGCAAGGCUGAAUAAUAAAAUUUGUCAUAGUCACAAAAUACAACACUACUUGUUAUCUUG
Messenger RNA from Nanorana parkeri, 1687 nucleotides. It is a transcript of the gene CCDC60, whose product is annotated as coiled-coil domain containing 60. The record is from RefSeq and is a predicted model, not a curated record. The transcript is spliced from 13 exons. Lineage: Eukaryota; Metazoa; Chordata; Amphibia; Anura; Dicroglossidae. The coding region runs from base 1 to 1623 and encodes 540 amino acids.